Molecule: messenger RNA, 2140 nt
Organism: Rosa rugosa (rugosa rose)
Lineage: Eukaryota; Viridiplantae; Streptophyta; Magnoliopsida; Rosales; Rosaceae
Product: protein IQ-DOMAIN 17-like
Exons: 5
Coding region: 320-1807 (495 amino acids)
Molecular function (GO): protein binding
Source: RefSeq, a predicted model, not a curated record
CUCUCUGCGUCAAGUUCAAUUCACCAUCUCAAUUCUCAACCUUAUUGCUUUGCAUAGAUUUUGGCAAAUGUCUGACACCCUCCAUUAGUUAUAGCGCAUGCCACUAGAAAACACCAUUGCUGUUCCUUCACAGAUAUAUCGGAGCUCGUACUUGAUUCUUCUUACAAACAGACAAACAUCACGUCUCUUCUCUCUCUAUUAUCUCUCUCAUCCAUCAAAGCAGAUUAAACGCUCUAGCUACUUAACCUCUUCAAUCUCUCAUUUUUUGCAUUCAUAAGCUUCAUUCCCUCUGGUGCUGAAACUUUGCUCAAUCACUUGAAUGGGAAAGAAAAGUGGUAGUACUUCAUGGUUGACUAUAGUCAAAAGAGCCUUCUGGUCUCCGUCUAAGGAUCAUGACCAAAAGAGCAGCCGAAGAAGAGAAGACCAUGAACCAGAAGAGGAGGAAAAGAAGAGAGAGAAGAGAAGAUGGCUAUUCCGAAAGCCUACUACACAUGUUCAACAAUGUGAAGCAACAAAGACAGAAACAACCAUAGCUGUGACUCCUGUUUUGGCUGCUGACCAAAAACAUGCAAUUGCUGUGGCCGUAGCCACUGCAGCUGCGGCCGAAGCAGCUGUUGCAACUGCCCAAGCGGCAGUAGAAAUUGUUCGUCUCACUAGGCCGAACAAUUUUGUCAAAGAGCAUUAUGCUGCUACACUCAUUCAAACAGCUUUCAGAGGUUACUUAGCGAGGAGAGCUCUGCGUGCGCUUAAGGGGCUUGUAAAGCUCCAAGCUUUAGUGAGAGGUCACAAUGUUCGAAAGCAAGCAAAGUUGACACUGAAGUGCAUGCAAGCUCUGGUUCGAGUUCAAGAUCAGGUUCGGAACGAAAGAGCCAGGCUUUCGCAUGAAGGAGGCAGAAACUCCAUGUUUUCCGAAACAGACAUGAGCCUAUGGGAGUGCAGAUACCUUCAAGACAUUCGCGACAGAAAGUCGAUUUCUAGAGAGAAAGUGAGUGAAGGAGUUGACCAAUUCUUGUUGCAAAAUCGAAAGGAAGCUUCUUUAAAACGUGAAAAAGCACUUGCUUAUGCUUUUUCUCACCAGAUAUGGAGGCCUAGAAGACACCCAUCUGUAGGGGACGAAGCAGAGCUAGAAGAGAGAACAAAAUGGCUUGAUCGGUGGAUGGCUACAAAAAAUUGGGAAAAUUACAGAGCUUCAACCGACAAAAGAGACUCCAUAAAAACUGUUGAAAUGGACACUUCUAGGCCUUACGUUUCAUCCCAACACCAAAAACAGCCAAACCCAAAUGCUGCAAUGGCUUCACCUUUGCACAAAUCACAUUACAAUAACAUGAACAUCUCUCCCAGCCACUCACCUGCAACACCCUCUCCUUCAAAACCCAGAUCGCUAAACGUGCGUUCAGCUAGUCCAAGAUGCUCUUCAGCAGCACACACACCAAACUUGGGCUCUGCUUACUGUUUCAGGGGUGGUAUGUGUAGAUAUGGAGUGGGCUCAAAUGGGGUUACUAAUAAUGUCAUUGGUUCAGCGCCUAAUUACAUGGCUGCAACCGAGUCUGCAAAGGCCAAGGCUCGAUCUCUAAGUGCACCACGGUCAAGGCCAUCGACACCAGAUAGAGACCGGGUUGGUUCAGCCAAGAAACGGCUUUCGUACCCGGCCCCUGAGUCACAUAGCUUGAGAAGUCCUAGCUUCAAGAGUGUGCAAAAUGGGUACUAUGGAAGGGACUCAAGGGAGAACUUGUCUACUUACACUGAUAGCCUAGGGGGAGAAAUUUCUCCAUGUUCAACCACUGACUUAAGGUGGUUACAACAAUGACGGAAAUGAAAAUGAUGACGGAAAUGAAAAUGAUGAUCAGUGUGAAUCUAGUUCUCUGUAGGAAUUACUCCAUGCAAUUAAUACUUGUUUCUUUUGAACCAUAAGAACCUAAUCUUUGAGUGCAGGAUUCUUGUUUUAGCUAGGACAAUUGGGUUGGGCCAUACUGCCAUAGUUCAACUUCUACCUGCCUCUGGUGGCUUGAGUACUUGAGGAUUCACCAAAAUCUUGUUGCCCCUUCUUGUCACAUGAUGUGGUUUUUUCUUUUAAGUUUUUAUGGUUCUGUUAUUUAUACCUCAUACCUCAUGAUUCAUGCUUCAUGAUACAUUGCUAAAC